AUGCCAAUCCCGCUCAUAGUUUCGGCUCCGGCUACCCUCGCAGCCUUGGCCUAUAUCAACGCCAAGACUUCCCUUUGGUACGACUACCUGCUUUUCAAAUCCACCGCCAAAACGGCCGUUCGGGUGCUCCUUCGGCAAAGAAAUGGCCGCCUGUCUCUCUUUUACAACCUGGAAGAGCGAGCAAAACACCCUUCCACAACCAACAAGGACCUUCUCAUAUUCCGAGGACGCCGUCUCACCUACGCCCAGGUUUACGACAAGGCGUUGCGCUAUGGCACGUGGAUGCGUAACCGUCUCGGUAUCAGACCAAAGGAUGUAGUAGCCAUGGACUUUGAGAAUUCUGAUCAAUUCAUCCUCGUCUGGCUCGGACUCUGGAGCAUUGGCGCGAAGCCCGCCUUCAUCAACUACAACCUGGCAGGCGAACCCUUAUCGCAUUGCAUCCGUGCGGUCAAAGCCAAGAUUUGUCUCGUUGAUCCUAACGUUUCCGCCAAUGUCGCAGACGAUGUGCGAGCUGAACUAAGCACUGUCAACUUUGUCAUUUUCACCCCAGAAGUUCAAGCGCAGGCAGAAGCCACCACCCCCGUAAGGGUAUCUGAUCCAGAUUUGGCGGAACAUGAUUUCGCGAAUUUGGCCCUUUUGAUCUAUACGUCGGGAACGACUGGACUGCCGAAACCAGUUGUUGUCCCAUGGGCCAAGGUUAUUGCGGGCGGCACCGUGGCAGAGACUCUAUUGGCUCGUGGUGGUAAUGAUAUCAUCUACACUUCAAUGCCUCUCUACCACUCAGCAGCUUCCCUGCUAUCAUUCUGCGCAACAAUCCUAGCCGGAAGCACACAAGCUAUCGGUCACAAGUUUUCCACCAAGUUGUUCUGGAAUGAGGUGCGGGAGUCCAACGCCACAAUCAUUCAAUAUGUCGGCGAGACGCUGCGCUAUCUCCUCGCCGCCCCUCCGCAGCAUGACCCUGUGACUGGUGAAUGCCUGGACAAGAAGCACAGGGUCACAGCAGCGUUCGGCAACGGUCUCCGUCCUGACAUUUGGAACGAUUUCAAGGAUCGAUUCGGCAUUGACUCAAUUCUCGAAUUCUACGCCGCCACCGAAGGACCCUUUGGCAUGUGGAACCUUAGCCGUAACGACUACGCUGCCGGUGCUAUCGGCCGAAGCGGUCUUAUUUACGGCGGCUUGCAGUCCCUGAGUCUCAAUCUUGUCGAGCUGGAUUGGGAAACGGACCUUCCGAAACGAAACCUCAGGACUGGCUUUUGCAACAAGGUGCAACCCGACCAGCCCGGCGAGCUCAUCUACAAACUUGACCCUGACAACAUUAGCCAGCGGUUCCAAGGUUACUACGGAAACGAAGCCGCCACGUCUUCCAAGAUUAUGCGAGGAGUGUUCGAAAAAGGCGAUGCCUGGUUCCGCACAGGCGACAUAGCUCGGUGGGACUCGGAGGGUCGCGUAUACUUCAUCGACCGUAUCGGCGACACCUUCCGAUGGAAGGCUGAAAACGUGUCAACCGCCGAAGUCAGCGAGGCUGUCGGCCGACACCCCUCGGUUCAAGAAGCCAACGUCUACGGUGUCCAGCUCCCUCAUCACGACGGCCGCGCAGGCUGCGUCGCCAUCACUUUUGACAAGGACCCGGACAAGAACGUAUUGCGCAGUCUAGCUGACCACGUCAAAGCCGCGCUGCCAGGAUACGCGCGCCCCUUGUUCCUCCGCGUCCUAAAGGAAGUUGGCGGCGCAGCUCAAACUACCGGUACGAAUAAGCAGCAGAAGCAUGCCUUGCGUCUUGCUGGGGUCAAGCCAAAUAACGCAAUUAUCCCAGGGGACUUGUACUGGCUCAGGGGGGAAACGUACGUCCCAUUUCGGGAUACUGAAUGGAGCGACCUGGAGGUUGGUCGGGUAAAGUUGUAG
This is a messenger RNA of Ustilaginoidea virens, 1902 nucleotides long. RefSeq lists its product as uncharacterized. NCBI's taxonomy places the organism in Eukaryota, Fungi, Ascomycota, Sordariomycetes, Hypocreales, Clavicipitaceae. Bases 1 to 1902 code for a protein of 633 amino acids. The record is from RefSeq and is a predicted model, not a curated record. Gene Ontology annotation, molecular function: long-chain fatty acid transmembrane transporter activity; long-chain fatty acid-CoA ligase activity. The transcript has 3 exons.